AUGUGCGAUAAAACUUUUCCUGAUGGAUGUUAUGGGGACUGCCCCGCGGGCGUCGAAAGAGCCGCAAAUGGCACAAACAUCCCUCUUUUACGAGGGGAAUGCCGAAUAGGCAAGACAAGGCCAAAUGGCAGCACCAACUCGCAUCUCCAAACGUGCAGCAAGAAGAGUAAUGGAAGUGAAGUCAGGAAAAUAGCAAUGACAGAAAGCCAGUUAAGAAAUCCAUUCAAUUGGGAGAUCGAGGACUCUGUCUUAAUGCUUUACACAUGCAAGCAAGUCGAACGAAGUGGUAUGCUCUAUAAGUGA
Messenger RNA from Striga asiatica, 303 nucleotides. Lineage: Eukaryota; Viridiplantae; Streptophyta; Magnoliopsida; Lamiales; Orobanchaceae. The record is from the annotation of a GenBank genome assembly.